AUAGAUGUGUUGAUUCGAGCUAGUAAGACAUUUCGUUUGUCGAUAUACUUGUUACUUGACAGUUUGAACCUGUUAAUUGCAAAUUAACGUAGAUAAAACAGCGAACCCUAUCAGCCCAAGAGCAACUUGCUCUCUUGCUAACAAUUAUUUGCGGUCAGAGAGGGUGCCUGUUUUUCAAUAUGUUAAGUGACAGAAAUGGCUGAAAGAAAGGAUACAUGUGAAACUUCGGGCAAGAUAAAUAUAAUGGCGGAACAUGAAGACUAUCCGUCGCCGGGAACGUCGGAAGCGUUGCAGCUUGCACAGAAGCAAAAGCUGAUACAGGAAUCUUCGUGGACGAAGGCUGUUCCGUAUAAUCACUGGCACAGCUACGUGAAGCCUACCGACAGUAUAGGCAGCAUCUUCACUCCUGGCGUACACGCGUAUCGAACCAGGAUCUUGACCAAACGCGGCGUCAAGCCUGCACGAUGGCAUCCUUUUGGUGCCGACGGCGUGCUCGCGGGUCCGCCUCACGCUUUCGUCGAACGACACAACGAAGAAAUAAAACGAAGAAAAGCUGCCACGGCCGAGAAGAGACGCGACUCUUUGCCGGAAAAUAUAGUAAGUCUAAGGGAUCUGGCGGAUGAUACGUGGUUGCAGAAGAAAAGUCGGAAGGCAAGAGUCUUGAUGAAAAAAGAGUUGUCUGCGCGCAAGAAAAGGAUAACAAAGCGAGAGUCAGAUCGGGAGGUAACGAGAGGCAUUUUUGUAAAACUCAACGAGUGCUUCGAAGAACAACUUUGAAUCUUUUUCAAAUUAAAUUGUCAAAUGCAUAAUAAAAAUAGCAUCAUGUAUUAUAGAUGGUACGUUAUGUCGAGGCGGAAAUUCCAAAAUCCGUCGAAGAACAGUUAGCCGAGUUAACGGCGAUAGUCGAUAAGGAA
Vollenhovia emeryi is the source of this 914-nucleotide messenger RNA. RefSeq lists its product as uncharacterized. The transcript has 2 exons. Bases 196 to 777 code for a protein of 193 amino acids. The record is from RefSeq and is a predicted model, not a curated record. NCBI's taxonomy places the organism in Eukaryota, Metazoa, Arthropoda, Insecta, Hymenoptera, Formicidae.